AUGAAUGAAGAAGGGGAUGAAGAUGAAGGUGAAAUGAGUGUGAAGGGUGAGGAGGAGGUAGAUUACGAAGCAGGGUAUUCAGAAGUUGAAGAUAGUAGAGAUAAUGAGGAGGUCUGUACCGAGGAGGAUGAUGAAUACUCUAAUGAGAAGGAUGGUGAAGAACAUGGAUCAGAUGAACCAUUUAAAGUAAAGAAGGUAAAUAAAAGUGGGGUGAAUAAGAAAUCUGCCUAUGUAAUAACGUGCGAUAAGUGUAAUGAGCAGUUUGUCUCCAGGAAAAAGUAUGUGGAUCACUGCAGAGAUGUCCACCAGUGCUUGCCUGGUAAAGUCUAUCAGUGUGACAUCUGCAGCAAGUCGUUUGCUAGUUACAACAGCUGGAAGGAGCAUCGAGCAUGUGUCCACACUGAAGAAAGGCAGUUUGCCUGCACCCUUUGCAAUGCUACUUUUAAAAGAAAGAGAGAUGUGAGGACACAUUAUAUGAGGAAGCAUGAAGGCAGAGUCAAACGCCCUCUCUGCUCUGUCUGCGGGAAGAUCCUCAGCUCCCGAACGGCACUUGUGUUUCAUAUGCGGACGCAUACAGGAGAAAAACCUUAUGAAUGUGGCAUUUGUCACUCAAAAUUUGCUCAGCCAUCGCAACUUAAGAUCCAUACCAGGUCCCAUACUGGGGAAAAGCCAUAUAUUUGCGAGGACUGUGGGGCUUGCUUUGCUGAUAAAGGCAAACUCACUGGCCACAAAAGGACCCACACAGGAGAGCGCCUUUUUAAAUGUGAUGUGUGUGGAAAGCAUUUUGCCACCAACGAAUAUUUAAAAUGCCAUAAACGAUGCCACAUGGGUGCUAAACCCUACAAAUGUGAGGUUUGUGGGAAGACGUUUGGACUGAGAGCCUCGCUAGCCCAGCACAGUAACGUCCAUGCAGAGACCCGUCCGUAUUUCUGUGAGCAGUGUGGGAAAACGUUCACCCAACAGGGCGCUCUCCGGCGCCACCAGCGCAUUCACACCGGGGAAAAGCCGUACAAGUGCAGAGCUUGCGAGAGAACCUUCACGGACAUGUCCACCUUGCGCAGACAUGUGUCGAUUCAUGACCGGAAUGCUCACUGGAGAAGUUUCUUGAUAGAUCUUACAACCAAAAAAGACCACAACUGGUCCAAAAUAGAAACGUUCUCGGAAGCCUGUAUGGGUGAAGACUCUGCGCCGGAAAUUUGGUCGGUUGACCGAGGUAAACUUUAUAAACCAGAAAGCCUUUUUGCAGAGAGAAGAAAGAUGGAAAGUAAUGCAGUUUUACUGGAAUCCAAGUCCUCUCCUAUCAACCUUCUGAAUGAAAUGCAUCAGCUGCGUCUCCUGGGCCACCUCUGCGACGUGACUGUCAGCGUGGAGUAUCAAGGUGUCAGGGCAGAGUUUGUUGCUCACAAGGCUGUACUAGCAGCAACAAGCAAAUUUUUCAAAGAGGUGUUCCUUAAUGAGAAGGGCAUGGAUGGCCCAAGGACCAAUGUGUUCUUGAAUGAGGUCCAGGUUGCUGAUUUUGCUUCAUUUCUUGAGUUUGUCUACACUGCUAAGGUAGAAGUAGAAGAAGACAGAGUGCAGCGCAUGCUAGAAAUAGCUGAAAAGCUGAAGUGCUUGGACCUCUCGGAAACCUGCUUUCAGUUAAAGAAGCAGAUGCUUGAAUCGGUGCUUUUGGAGUUGCAAAAUUUCUCUGAAUCACAGAACUCUGAGGAAGAGAGCAAUACACAGCCAAGCAUUUUGCUUGAGUCCAAAACAGCUACUGUGGCGGAAACUGACCAGGCAGACUGUCCUGUGGAUCCUUCAGAUUCCCCAGCAGACAGGCCCAGCAAUGGAGUGUCUCCUGAGAUGCCAGCUACCAAACCAAAAGAGAAAAUGGACAAAAAGAAGGAAAUGAUGAAGCCUCCUUAUGCUAAAAUCAGAAGGGCAAGUGGGAGACUGGCUGGGAGGAAAGUAUUUGUGGAAAUCCCGAAGAAGAAAUAUACGAGGCGGCUGAGAGAGCAGCAGAAGAAUGCAGAGGUUGCUGUUGAAGAGAACAAAUAUCCUCAAGACCAGGAUAUGUGUGAUAUGGAGAGGGAGGAGGAGCAAGUGGAGAACGACAUUAAACCUGAAAGUGAAGAGUGUGAUGGCAACUUCGAAUCAGAAGAAAACCUGAAAAAAUCUGAAGAAGAUAAAAAGAAACGAGGCAGUAACUUCAAGUGCAGCACAUGUGAAAAAGAGUUCCUGUAUGAGAAAAGUUUUCUCAAGCACAUAAAGCACAGCCACGGCAUUGCAGCCGAAAUCAUUUAUAGGUGUGAAACCUGCAGUCAGACCUUUGCCAACCGGUGCAACCUAAAAAGCCAUCAGCGCCAUGUCCACAGCAGCGAGCGCCACUUCCCUUGUGAGCUCUGCGGUAAGAAGUUCAAGAGGAAGAAGGACGUCAAGAGGCACAUUCUUCAGGUUCAUGAGGGUGGUGGGGAGCGUCAUCAGUGCCAACAGUGUGGAAAGGGGUUGAGCUCCAAAACUGCCUUGAGGCUCCAUGAAAGGACGCAUACAGGCGACAAGCCUUAUGGGUGCACAGAGUGUGAGGCUAAAUUUUCUCAGCCUUCUGCACUUAAAACACACAUGAGAAUCCAUACUGGUGAAAAACCUUUUGUCUGUGAUGAAUGUGGUGCCAGGUUCACUCAGAAUCACAUGCUUAUCUAUCACAAACGAUGUCACACAGGGGAAAGGCCUUUUAUGUGUGAAACCUGUGGGAAGAGCUUUGCCUCUAAGGAAUACUUGAAACACCAUAACAGAAUCCAUACUGGAUCCAAACCAUUCAAAUGUGAAGUUUGCUUCAGAACGUUUGCACAGAGGAACUCUCUGUACCAGCAUAUAAAAGUUCACACAGGUGAACGACCCUAUUGCUGUGACCAGUGUGGUAAGCAGUUCACACAGCUGAAUGCGCUGCAGCGUCACCAUCGAAUACACACCGGGGAGAAGCCGUUCAUGUGCAAUGCCUGUGGGCGAACUUUCACUGACAAGUCCACCCUCCGACGACACACUUCGAUACAUGAUAAAAACACACCCUGGAAGUCCUUCCUUGUCAUUGUCGAAGGAGCAUCUAAGAAUGACGAAGGUCACAAAACAGAACUCCCUGAUGAAGAAUAUGAUGUGUCACCUAAAAUACCAGAGAAGCUGCUGUCUUUCUCUGAAAACAGCCACUAUCAAAACUUGACUGCUGUCCCGGGGAGCGUGACUGCACUGCAUGACAAUGGUUCUGCCACGGGAACAGACUGUAAGUCAGAUGGGACUCCGGGACCCCAGGAAGCCCUUAUAGCUACCACUUUAAGUGAGCUGACAGUGCUGCAUACACAGACAGACUCUAUUCAGCCACAGCUUCAUGCUCUGGUGAAUAUGGAAUAAUUGGGUAUUUACAAAUCCAGUUUAAGCUGCAUCCUUUGUAUAGCUAUUUGACUUUGCCAAUAACCUGCUGAGGGAACUAGGAGAAGCUAAACAAGGAAGCAGGGCUAGACAUUGAAGACACGCACUGGAUUUCCAG
Molecule: messenger RNA, 3517 nt
Organism: Charadrius vociferus (killdeer)
Lineage: Eukaryota; Metazoa; Chordata; Aves; Charadriiformes; Charadriidae
Gene: GZF1
Product: GDNF-inducible zinc finger protein 1
Exons: 10
Coding region: 1-3381 (1126 amino acids)
Molecular function (GO): protein binding
Source: RefSeq, a predicted model, not a curated record